Musa acuminata AAA Group (dessert banana) is the source of this 1574-nucleotide messenger RNA. Its product is annotated as NAC domain-containing protein 7-like. Gene Ontology annotation, molecular function: DNA binding. Gene Ontology annotation, biological process: regulation of DNA-templated transcription. The record is from RefSeq and is a predicted model, not a curated record. The transcript is spliced from 4 exons. Lineage: Eukaryota; Viridiplantae; Streptophyta; Magnoliopsida; Zingiberales; Musaceae. Bases 160 to 1170 code for a protein of 336 amino acids.
AACUGGUGGAGUAGGAGCAAUCGGUCUCCAUCUUCUCUCUGUCGCAACGGACUCUCCGAUCCGGCGUGUACAAACCAAAGAAGACAUUCCACGUACUUGGAAGCUUUUAGCCACAGUGCUGUGAUCUGUCACCCGCAAAGACUACAAAGCCUAGAGAACAUGGAUGCAUUCCCUCAUGUGCCGCCAGGCUUUCGUUUUCACCCUACCGACGAAGAACUUGUCGACUACUAUCUCAGGAAGAAGGUAGCAUCAAGAAGGAUCGAUCUAGAUAUCAUAAAAGAUGUCGAUUUGUACAAAAUAGAACCAUGGGACCUUCAAGAAAAAUGCAAGAUAGGAACAGAAGAACAAAACGAUUGGUACUUCUUCAGCCACAAAGAUAAGAAAUAUCCAACUGGCACACGGACCAAUAGGGCGACAACAGCUGGAUUUUGGAAGGCUACUGGAAGGGACAAACCAAUCUACUCCAAGAAUAACUUGAUUGGAAUGAGGAAGACCUUGGUGUUCUACAAGGGUCGAGCACCAAACGGACAGAAGUCUGAUUGGAUCAUGCAUGAAUACCGCCUAGAAACCAAUGAGAAUGCACCUCCCCAGGCAAAGGGAUGGGUCGUCUGUAGGGUCUUCAAGAAAAGAUUAGCGGCUGUCAGAAGAGUCAGUGACCAUGAUACUCCCUGCUGGUAUGAUGAUCAUGCAUCAUUCAUAACGGAGCUCGAUUCAGCAAAGCAGAUCAGCCCCCAGCCAGAGAUGGCGUACCACCAGCACCACCACCUUCUGCCUUGCAAACCAGAGCUGGAGGUGCACUACCACUUGCCACAUGAUUCUUUCCUCCAGCUCCCCCAACUAGAGAGCCCCAAGCUUCCUAUGUAUGUCAGCCAUGCAACUGCUUUCCAGUCAUCGAUCAUCGCAGAGGAAGAUCUAAUACAGUCCAGUAAGCAGUUUCAGAUCGUCUCCACUUAUGAUAAUACAGGAAACAUCAAUCAAGUGGUAGAGCAGGUGACAGACUGGAGGGUGCUUGACAAGUUUGUCGCGUCUCAGCUUAGCCACAAUGAUAUCUGCAGAGAACCCAACUGCUCCAAUUCAGCAAGUGAUGUUCAAACUUCUGAAAAGCUUGAUGCAGCUUCUGAGUAUGCUUCAACUUCCAACUCCAGUGGCCAAGUCGAACUGUGGAAAUGAAGAAAUAAAUGAACUGGAUUUUAUCUAUACACACAAAUAGGAUACUAAUUCUAGAUGCAAAAUAAGAUCAAAAAAGUGAAGAUCACAGAUUUAUGUACAUAAUAAACUAAAACUAAACUUAGGCAGCAUUGCUUCCGAUGUUUGUAAUAUGUUUUAUACCUCCAAGUAUGUGCAACAAAGAAACCUCUACUGUCAAGACGAUAUCACAUUACUUAUGAAGCCGAGGGUUUGGAUAACUGGCUCGGUCUCUGCUGAACAAGGCAUCAUAGCCUGAGUCCUCUGUACUUUGCCAUUUGGCCCAUUGUUUGGCAGCAAUAUCUGCUGCUACUGUAUCAACACCUACAAAAUUGUAGAUAUCUGUCUUUUCAUUUAAUUGGAGUGUUAAUAAAAAGCAUUGUCAGUUC